Molecule: messenger RNA, 4257 nt
Organism: Caenorhabditis auriculariae
Lineage: Eukaryota; Metazoa; Nematoda; Chromadorea; Rhabditida; Rhabditidae
Source: the annotation of a GenBank genome assembly
AUGAGGCGGAGGUAACAGUCACGUCAUACGGGAUACGUCGACGUCGCGUUUUGUCAGCGACAGCUCGUAAUUCUGAAUAAUUUAGUCGCAGUCAUGCCGUUCUCACAUCUGCCAGCAGUCAUCAAUCGCCUCGGGCCUCAACUUGUCGCGAUUUACACGAGGUGAAAGAUCGAUUGAAGGCUUUAGACUGACUCCAUGGAUAGUAAUGUAUAUAUUGUUUUCACAAAAGGUGAAGUCGAAACAGAUUAUGAACUGGCGGUUUUGUUGAUUGUAUUUUAUAAAAGGUCAUUCUAAAUAACUUAUGUUAUAUUAUUAUUCAAAAAAAGAACUGCGACAACCCAAUAUAAUUUAAUUUACCUAAUAAAUGUUUUUCUUAUCUUUUUUCUCUAAAUAACAUGAUUUUCGAGCCUUAUGUAAUAAAAAAAUGUAAGUAAACUAUGAGAAUAUUUCUUUAAUCAUAGAAUUUUUAAAAAAAUCCUUUCUAACAGAAAAAAAGUUUCUAUUCUUUUGGAGUCUAACGGCGUCAAAGUCUUGAAUGACCUAAAUUAACACGGGAGGCGACUUUUUCCAAAUUAUAGUUUUAUGAAAAAAAUUUUUCGCAGCCUUCAGUUCAACGAGGACUGUUGAACGGUAUAAAAAAAUAUUUUUAAAUGACAAAAUAAACCUUUAGAAAACAAAAAAAUAACUUCGAAUAUUUUUGUUUUUGGCUCAAAAAAAUUUCUCUUAGUCACCUCUGACCUCAUCUCAUACGUCAGAAAGUUCAAAAUAGUAUGGUACACAAUUAUCUUAUCACUGUCUUAUCAAAUUGGCACAAAAUGACGCCGCAGCCUCUUAGAAGCCUUCUAAAUCAGUUGAUAACGCCGAAAACUGCUAUGAAACUUGAUCAUUUCGCCCCAUUCCCUGGAGAAAGAGAAAAAUAUGUUUGUAGAAUACUUAGGCUCAGUUGAAAAGAAAAACAGUUUGCAGAGGUUUUUUUUAUUCCAAAAACAACUCAGAAAAGUUACGUCAAACUCCUGAGAACAGGCAAAUCCGAAAUGCAUUGGCCGAUCAACACGUGUGGAGCUCAUCCGAAAUGCAGUACUACCCCCUUUUUCUCGAGACAAUAAAUAUUGCAUUCAACAGUGCUCAUGGGGUCAAAUUUGGACAACAGCUGCAGAUCCGCCCCGUUUUGCGCCAUUCUUUCGCGCCUAGAUCGCCAACGGCGACGACACCUACCGUACUCCUACAGCUUUCUGGUUAUCAGCCGCAUUUCGCUGCGAUAUUCUGAGAAAAUAAACAAGUACAGUAUUCUCAAUGGAGACGGCACCGCUGAGCGCCAUGGGCCAUGUGAUCGAGUCGAUUGGAGUGGACUUGGACAUGCAGGUGAUGAUCCGAAGAAUGGAAUCUUGUCUUUUCAGAUAUCCAAAUCGAAAAGAAGGAACAAAAAAAAAAUCAGCUCCAAGAACUCUUUUCGUUUCAUCCAAAGCAAUGUAUCUUUGAAAUCUCCAUAUUUCAGUUUUUCAAAUGUUCAAAUAUAUAUUAUGAUGUCUUUCAGAACAAGUGCAGCCAUUGUGGCGCUUCGAUUCUUGAAAAGAUGCUGUGCAAAGUUUGUACUUGUUUCCCCUGGAGUUGUUCUGCUUUUGCUUCUUUUUUUUUCGUGUUUUGCUCAACGCUUUGUUAAAGAUACAGUAUAUUUCGUGACGGGGAUCUUUUUUUUUCCAGAUCGAUGGUCGGUCCUACCACGAGUCCUGCGUCAAAUGCAGCGUCUGUGAAGAACCGCUCGUGGCCAAGUGCUUCAACAAGCACGGCCGGAUCUACUGCCGACAGCACUAUUUCAAGUGCGUCUCAUUUUUUCCAGUUUUCUUUGCAACUAUAAAAUCUUUUAGUCGAUUAAAAUUAGCUUGAGAAAUUCAGUUACAAGCAGAAAUCGGUUUGAAUAGGCUUGAAAAUGGAAAACGUUCGAGGCAGUAGAAAAUUAAAACAUGAUAUUUUCACUCAAAUGUAGUUACUAUAAAUGAGAAAUAAGGAAUUGGAUCAUAAAGCAAACAAAGGAAAACAGGAACAAAUAAGGAAUUUCGGAUCUUUUUUAGGGACUGCAGUGCUCACCGAUGCGCCGGAUGCAAGGAAGGAAUCUCGCCCAGUGAUAUGGUCUACAAGCUGAGAGUUGGUGGAUUAUUAUGUUGAUUUAAGGAAACUUCUUGAUUUUCGAGGCUCAAAAAGCUCCGAAAUGUUUUUGUUGCUACUUUUGACUGACUAUCUUGCUUUUUGGUCCGGUCAUUUUAUCGGAAAACCUUUGAAAGGGUCCAGCUGAUGAUAACGAGAAUAGCUGAUAAGAAAAAGAAAAAAACAAGUUGGGUUCAAAAUAAAACGGAAAAGUUGCUUACGAUUACCAAAGAACCAAUAAAAAGCUAUAAGCAGAUCGCAAAGUUUUUUUUAGCUACAUUAUCUAUAACAUGUUAAUUGAGAGCCAUAAUUUCAUAAAAUAUAUAUAUCACCGGAUGCUUUAAAAAUUUUUUUCUUAUAUUCUGCACAAACCUUUAUAAUCAUUAUCUAAUAUAACGUGAAAAAAAGACGGUUCCGAGGAAUUAAAAAGAUGCAUUCACUGAAAGGGAACGUUUUUUUUUAUCAAAACUGUUGCUAAAGUACUCUUCGAAACGGUCUAAAAAUUUUAGAACGCUUUCAAGUCGAGUUUCAAAUACCGGAGAGUUUUGAUGUUUUAUUCAAAUCUUUUUUUAGUGACAAAAAGAUAAUGUAAAACGCAAACUUUCAAAGUGAUUGUCGAGAAAAAUGCUUCUUAGAAGUCAAAGUCUCUUUUUGCAAAGACAACCUUUUUUUUUCAGACAGGCCUGGUGUUCCACGUAAGCUGCCACUGUUGCGCGACCUGCGGCCGAAGCCUGAACCCCGGCGAACAGAUUCUGGUGGACGAGGGGAGUCGCACCGUCGCCUGCAUGUCCCACUACGACGAGACGUCGGCGCCGCCGUCCUGGUCGAUGCCGCUUCCGCAGCUGAACUCCCAGGACGCGUCGUCUCUGCCGCCUCCGAGCGUCGAGGAUGGUGUCUGCGAGUCGAUGCCUUCCUGUUCCAGCGAACAUUUCGUCGACUUUUCUGAUUUCCACAUCAAAAAGGUUCUCUGAAAAAUCCGAAAACUGAUCAGAACUUUCUCUUAGGAAGUCGACACUUAUGGAUACAAUUUCGAAAGCUUCUCAUUCGCCGACUUUUGUGACGACGACUCGAAGAUGAUGAAAAGGCGAGGACCCAGAACGACGAUCAAGCAGAACCAGGUUUUUCUUUCCUGUCAUAACUGAGAUUUCAAAAACCCAGGGCACCCGAAGAGAAGUUUAUUUUUAGAAAAUUGAGCUGAUGAAAUCUUAAAAUCUGAAUUAUAUCUUGGAUUCAAAACAAACUAGUGUACAAUUCAAUGUGAAUUGCAUUUUUAUCCUUUUUAUAGCAGCUUAAGCCUUUGAUUACACAAAUAUUUGAAGAAACCGUGAUAAUUUUGCUUUCUAGCAGGCUCAACUCAAACUUUCCGCUUUUCAAAUUUCUUUUUGGUGAAUAAAUCAAAAAAUGUUUGCAAAACUUGAAAAAUUUUAGAAAAAGAAACGCGAACUUAAAACAUAUUUAUGUUUUUCAAGCAUUUUGAAGUCACUAGGUAAGUAAGCUUCUACCUUUCUUAUUGGGUUGAGAAAAAAGGAAUAACUAUAAUUUAUCGCAUUAAAGUUUUUUAACAUUCUUUUAAGCAAAAUUUGAGGAUUCAUGAGGACCCUAUCCUUUCUCAAAAAAAAGUAUUAUAUGUAAAUAUUUAAUCCUAUCAGAAUUUUUGCAGCUGGAUGUUCUGAACGAAAUGUUCUCAAGCACGCCGAAGCCGUCAAAACACGCCAGAGCCAAGCUCUCUUUGGAAACCGGCCUCAGCAUGAGAGUCAUACAGGUCUUUUUUAUCCGUUCGGCCUCAUUUUUACAUUCAAAAUGACUUCUUUCAUUUGGUUCUCUGCAGGUUUGGUUCCAAAACCGAAGAAGCAAAGAACGACGGCUGAAGCACCUGUGCAAUUACCUGCGGCACUACGAGCAACGGGGGCUCAUCCCGCCGCCGAUUCAGUUCCGUCAUGGCCAGUUUUUUCUUCAUUUCCUUCGCGUAAACUGUUUUCGAAGAGAAUUUCCUGUGUUUUGCAAGUUGUCAAGUAUGUUCUUCAGCUCUCAUCUUUUUCAGAUGGAAUGACGACUUCCGGAGAGUUCAACUCGCUGAUCAGCCCCUUCGACGACGACGACAUCGAGGAGGACUGA